This is a messenger RNA of Symbiodinium sp. CCMP2456, 274 nucleotides long. Lineage: Eukaryota; Dinophyceae; Suessiales; Symbiodiniaceae. The record is from the annotation of a GenBank genome assembly.
AUGGCGGAAAUCGCAGCCUCCCAAGCGCUGAUAGCGCAAAGGCGCCUGAAGUUCCGCUUCAUGAUGCACGAUGCCUGGGAGAAUGCUCUCUUCGUGCACUGGCCUGUGCCGCCCGAAGUCGUGGCGAAUUUGCUGCCGAGGGGCCUGGAGCCCGAUGUUCUGGAAGGCUCUGCCUGGGUGGGUUUGGUGCUCCUCACGGAGCGUGGCGUCUCUGCCGCGCACCCCUUGGGCCGCGCAAUUGUGCGCCCAAUCGACCACCUCGGUGCCAAUGUCA